Messenger RNA from Trichophyton rubrum CBS 118892, 1230 nucleotides. RefSeq lists its product as uncharacterized. Gene Ontology annotation, molecular function: oxidoreductase activity; flavin adenine dinucleotide binding; FMN binding. The transcript has a single exon. The record is from RefSeq and is a predicted model, not a curated record. Gene Ontology annotation, cellular component: cytosol. Bases 1 to 1230 code for a protein of 409 amino acids. NCBI's taxonomy places the organism in Eukaryota, Fungi, Ascomycota, Eurotiomycetes, Onygenales, Arthrodermataceae.
AUGACGCCGUCAAGCCACUGGCAGGACGUUCGACAUAUAGUUUUAACUGCCUCAGAGUCUAUAAAUUAUGCACCGGGAGAUAUACUGCACAUUACUCCUCGGAAUUUCCCCCAGGAUGUAGACAGACUUAUAUCACUGAUGGGCUGGGAAGACCAAGCCGAUAUACCUCUACAGUUUGUGACCGGGGAUGGCUCUCCUGCUUCAACGUCUGUCUCUGCACCACCCAUUCCAUUCUUGCUUGGCUCACCUGGGUUCACUCUCCGCGCGCUUCUUACGGAUUAUCUAGACAUCAUGGCGAUCCCCAGACGGUCAUUCUUCAGCCAGAUUGCCCAUUUCACGAAAGACGAGAUGCAUAAAGAGCGACUUUUAGAGUUCACGAAUCCAGAGUACAUAGAUGAGUUCUACGACUACACCACCCGGCCGAGACGAAGUAUUCUGGAGGUCUUGGCUGAGUUUGAUACCGUUAAGAUUCCAUGGCCAUUAGUCUGCUCCGUUCUGCCGGUGCUUCGAGGCAGACAGUUCAGUCUGGCAAGUGGCGGCAAGCUCAAGACCUCGGCGCGUGGGGGUACACGCUUUGAGCUGCUGGUUGCCAUUGUCAAGUACCAGACUGUGAUCAAGAGGAUCCGCCAAGGGGUUUGUACGCGGUAUCUAGCUGCUUUGCAGCCUGGAAGCACGCUUAAAGUGCAGGUACAAAAGGGGGGACUCCAUUCUUCAGCCAAACAGCUCUCUGACCCGUCUGUGUUGAUUGGCCCGGGAACAGGCGUUGCUCCAAUACGGUCUCUGCUGUGGGAAAAAGCGGCGAUGGCCGAGGAGUUCAAGAAGAACCAGAACUACGGUCCAGACGAGCAGCCCUUGGCUCUUGGGCCGGUGAUACUGCUAUAUGGUGGGCACAACAAGGCAGCAGAUUACUUUUUUGAGGAUGAGUGGGAAGCGCUCAAGGCCCAGCUCAACUUGACGGUGAUCACGGCCUUUUCGCGAGACCAGAAGAAGAAGUACUACGUUCAAGAUGCGCUGCGGGAGAACUCUUCGGUGUUUUAUGAGCUGCUGCACGAGAAGGGAGGGUCGGUAUUUGUGUGUGGCUCGUCUGGCCGGAUGCCCCAGGCAGUUCGCGAGGCGCUGAUAGAGACCUUCCAGGCUCCACUGGGCGACUCUGCAGAGAGCAGGCAGACGGCGGAGAAGUAUCUGAUAGACAUGGAGAAGGUCGGGCGAUACAAGCAGGAGACAUGGUAG